Molecule: messenger RNA, 2343 nt
Organism: Seminavis robusta
Lineage: Eukaryota; Bacillariophyta; Bacillariophyceae; Naviculales; Naviculaceae
Source: the annotation of a GenBank genome assembly
AUGUCACAGAUAACCCACGAGGCUGCUGGAUUUGUGGCGGCAAUGCAUCUCAAUGAACGGAAUUCUUCCAUUGUGCCCGAUCUGGCCGAACGGAUGAAGGGGUGCGACAUCAAAUUCACGUAUGAAAUGGCAGAUGCGCAAUACAACAGACUGGUGGCUCUCAAGACAGUCCAACAAGUGGCUACUCGACCAGAUAUGAAGCCAGGGCACACAUACCGUUACUCAUUCGAUCAGUGGAAGCCAAGGCCUACUGCCAUUAUUGGGGCAGAUGCCAGCGCAAUAUCCUUGGCAGUGGCCAAUUUGGCAGGCAUUUAUCAAAUACCUCAAAUCUCGGGAUCAUCGUCUGCCACAGAUCUCGAUAACAAGAUGGCAGCUCCGUAUUUCUCACGAACAUACCCAACCAACCAGGCAGAUGCAGAGGCACUCAUGAUAUACUACAAGUCCCUUGGUGUCACACAUUUUGGAUGCAUCUUUAUGCGCGAUGUUUAUGGCAGUUCCUUUGGGAAAGCUGUCAUUACUGCGGCGGCAGAGCAUGGCAUUGAAAUAUAUUUCACAGCCUAUGAAGCGGGUGAUGACCAAUCACUCAAAGAGGGGCUGCAGUAUCUCAGGUCCACGCAGGUCCGGUACUUUUUCGCCAUUAUCUACACAGAUCUAAGUGAAACAGUGUUCCGGGAAGCGUACAAAAUGGGCAUCAUGGGUCAUCCUGGGUAUACAUGGCUUCUUGGGGAUGGUUCAUCUUACUUGACUUCUGGAGACUACACUGUUGAUCGUGCAACAAAAUCAGAUAUUGCCAAAGCCAUCAAUGGGGUUGGAGUCAUUCUUCCUGGCAUAGACAUUCACCCCAACCUUCAACAGAUCAUGGAACACGACUUUCGUACCAAUCAACAGCUCCAAGAGGACUUUGUGGCUGCUCAUCAACCCAACCUACAUCACUUUUUCAAAGAACGCGAUUUUUUUGAGACAAUGAAACCUUCCAUUUUUGUUGGAAUGACAUAUGAUGCUGUCAUCUCAGUGGGCUUGGCCGCAUGUCAGCAACCCGAGCGUUUCUUCUCACCAGAGCAACUCCUGCACGGUAUACGACAACAAACAUUCCAUGGAGCCACAGGUUAUGUCACCUACAAUAAUUUCACUGGGACCAGAGAUCUACUUGGGCUUGGAUAUGCCAUUACAAACAUUGUCAUUGCCAAUGAUGACCAACAAGUCACACCGGGAAGAAUCCGUUUCGAUGCCACUACACGAACAGCAAUCGAAUUUCCUUCCCAGGUAGUCGAUCUAGGUCUGGGGCCCUAUGUCUACACAGAUAACACCACAACAACUCCUCCAGCCCUGCCCCAUGUGGAUGUCGAUAUGAACUUAAUCCCCAGAGGAAUCCAAGCCUUUGGGUGGGGACUGAUGACAUUCAUCAUCAUCCUCUCUGCCUGCUGUAUUGCAUUUUCUCAACACUACCGGACAAAGCAGGCAGUUGCAGCUGCCCAACCAGCCUUUCUCAUGAUGAUCUCCAGUGGAUGCUUGCUCAUGGCUACUGCCAUUCUUCCAAUGUCACUCCAAGAGCCCAUCCCAGAAUCAAGCCUGGACAUAGCGUGCAUGUCUCAACUUUACCUGGUAUGCAUUGGAUUUUGUGUUUCAUUUUCCGCCCUCUACUGCAAGCUCUACCGCAUCAACAAGCUACAGCAAGGGGCAUGCCAAUUCAGGAGAGUGACCAUUGGGGUGAAAGAUGUCAUGUAUCCACUCAUCAUCAUGGUGUCUCUCAAUUUGGUUGUUCUUGUUGUAUGGACGGUUGUGGAUCCUUGUGUGUGGGAUCGCCGUGAGCCGGAGCACUCUCGAGAUGAAUUCAAUAGAACCAUUGCAAGCUAUGCUGUCUGUUCCAGCAGCAAUGAAACACUUGGGAAUGCCUUUGGAGCCCUCCUGUUUGUAAUCAACUUUGUUGCCUUGGCCCUAGCAAACUGGGAAAGCUUCAAGGGCCGGAAGCUACCAAGCCAUGUUAAUGAAACCAGGAGAAUAGCUUUUUCCAUGUUUUUCCUCAUGGAGGCUUGCUUGCUCGGGAUACCCAUUUUGUUGGUUGUUCAAAGCAAUCCAACUGGUUUGUUUCUUGCCAAGGCAGUCCUCAUCUUUUGGCUUUGUGCAGCAAUUCUGGGUCCCUUGUUUUUGCCACUUUGGAAUAAGCAAACAGGGAGGGAAUCAUUGACACGCUCUGUGUCAAUCUUAAGCUCCAGAAAUUUUAUGCACAGAUCUUCAGAAAUGUUUCCCGGAAGAGCAUCACAUUUUGGCAUGAUUUCAUCUGAACUGCUGCAGCAUCAACAACCCUCUCAAGUGUUGCGGAAUCUGGACGACAAUCUUAAUUAA